UGAUGGCGAUGUUGGUGCCGAUGGUGGGGCGCGAUCGCUUAUGAGAAGGGCCUGCCAGCGCUGAAAAGGACCACGUUAGCAAAUGGCCGCAUCGCUCGACUUCUUCGGCGACGCGCCGGAGCCGCCGGCGCCGCCGACGCCCGCGCCGAAAUCGCGCACGAAAGCCGCCGGCGCCGCGGCCGACGCCGGCGCGCCCGCGCCGUGGUCCGACGACGACGUGCGCGCCUUCCGGAAGCGCCUGCGGCUCCGCGUGGAGAGCGAGGACGCCGUGCCGCGGCCCUGGGCGUCCUGGGACGACGGCAACCUCGACGGCCGGCUCCGGGCCGCGCUCGAGGCGUGCGCGUGGCAAGAACCUACUUCCGUGCAGGCGCAGGCGUGCCCCGCGCUCGCCGCGGGCCGCGACGCGCUCGUGACGGCGCCGACGGGCUCGGGCAAGACGGGCGCCUUCGUCGUGCCCGCGGCGGCCUUCCUGCUCGCGCGGGAGAAAAAAACGCCUAAAUUCCCCGCCGUCGCGAUCUUAGCGCCGACGCGCGAGCUCGUCGCGCAGAUCGCGCGCGAGGCGGCGCGCGUGCUGCGCGGCUGCGGCGUCGAGGACGCCGUCGCGGCGGCGCCCUGGAGCGGCGACGUCGUGGCGCGGAGCUCCGUGCUCGUGUCGACGCCCGCGCCGCUCCGCGAGCUCUACGAAGCGACGCCCAAGGCCGCGAGCGCGCUCCGGCGCCUCUUCGUCGACGAGGCGGACAAGCUCCUGGAUCUGACGCCGACGGCGGGGCUCGCGGACGCGUCGACGCGGGCGCCGAACGCCUUCGUCGCCGACGUCGACGCGGUGCUGGGCGCGAGGCCGAAAAAGUGCGCGACGGCGCUCUUCUCGGCGACGAUGAACGAGGGCGUCCGCGAGCUGGCGGCGAACUGCCUGCGCGCGGACCGCGUGGUGCUCGGCGUGCUGCCGAGCCUGGGCCCGCCCCUCGUGGAGCAGCGCUUCGCCUACGUCGGCGAGGACGGGAAGCGGGUCGAAGCGCUGGCGCGGGCGAUCCGCGAGGGCUUCGCGCGGCCCCCCUGCCUCGUCUUCGCGCGGUGCGCGCCGGCGGCCGACGCCGCGGCGGCGCGGCUCCGCGCGCUGGGCUACCGCGCGGGCCGCCUCCACGGCGGGCUGGGCCCGCGGCAGCGCGCGGACGCGCUGAGAGAUUUCCGAAAGGGAACGUCGUGGUUCCUCGUGUGCACGGACGUCGCGAGCCGCGGCCUCGACCUGCGGGCGCUGGAGACGGUGGUCAACCUGGACGCGCCGGCGUCGGCGGCGGACUACGUGCACCGCGUCGGCCGCGUCGGCCGCAACGGCCGCAACGGCCGCGCGCUGACGCUGUACACGAGCGACGACGCCGCGGGACUGCGCGCCGUCGCGAACAUCGCCAAGCAGACGGGCUGCGCCGACGUGCCCCCCUGGCUCCUCGCGAAGACGACGAAGAAGGCCUGGGCCAACGCCGACCCCCGCGCGAAGCGCAAGCGCGACGCGCCCGGGAGGAUGUCCGCCAUGCAGCAGCGCCGCGGCAACGCCGCGGCGUCGAAGCGCGGGUCCGGCGGCCCGCCGUCGUCGGAGAAGAAGAAGCGGUCCGGCGGUCCGCCGCCGGCGGCCGACGCCAUGGAGGACAGCGAUUUGGAGUUCGAGGACGAGGCCGAGGACGAGUUCAUCGUCGAGGACGAGGCCAUGGGCGGCGACGACGAGGAGAUGGACGAGGACGCCGUGCGCGCGGCCGUCGCCGCCGACGGGCGGGAGCAGGAGACGCAGCUAUCCUGGGACCCGCGGAAGAACGUCGAGGGAGAGGGCGACCUCGAGUGCGACCCGCGCGCGUACAAGAUGCUCCACCGCCUCGGCAGCGACUGGCCCUGCCUCUCCUUCGACCUCGUGCCCGACGGCGGCGGCGGCGGCCGCACGCGCUUCCCCCACGACCUCCUCGCCGCGACGGGCACGCAGGCGGGCCCGGGCGAGGCGAACAAGCUGACGUUCCUCAAGCUCGAGGGCCUGGGGCGCAUGGAGGUCGAGGACAGCGACGCGUCCGACGACGACGACGACGACGACGAGGCGCGGCCGGCGACGGCGGAGCACGUCGCCUUCGCCCACCCCGGCGUCGCGCGGCGCGUCGCCUGCUCGAAGCCGUCGCCGGGUCUGGUGGCGACGUGGUCCGACGACGCGACGGUGCGCCUCUGGGACGCGCGCGACGAGUGCGCCGCGCUCUGCGCGCCGCACCGUUCGGGCCCGAGGCCCGCGGGGCUCAAGGCCCGGGACCCCUUCGCGGCCGCGACGCGGGCCGCGCCCGGCUACGCGCUCCAGUGGAGCCCGCUCGAGCCGUCGCGCCUCGCGUGCGGCGGCGACGACGGCGGCGUCGCCGUGCUCGACGCCGCGCUCGACGGCCGCGGCGCCGCCGUCGUCGCGCGCUGGGCCUGCCCGGGCGCCGUCGAGGACGUCGCGUUCUCGCCGACGGAGCCCACCGUGCUCAUGGCCUGCGGCGCGGCGUCCGCGGCGCUCCGCGUCUUCGACGCGCGCCACGGCGACCGGCCCAUGCUCGCGUUGGACGGCGCCCACGGCGCCGACGACGUCAACGCCAUGUCGUGGAACAGCGCCGUCGCGUACCUCGUCGCGACGGGCGGCGACGACGGCGUCGCGCGGGUCUGGGACCUGCGGGCCUUUGGGAAGGACGCCAAGCCCGUGGGCCUCUUCGACUACCACAAGGGCGGCCACGUCUGCUCCGUGGCCUGGGACCCCCACGACGAGUCCGCGCUCGCCGUCUGCGCGGCCGGCGCCGCGGACGCGGUCUCGCUCUGGGACCUGUCCGUCGAGGACGACACGCCGCCGGGCAUCCCCAGCGGCGCGUCCGAGUUCGGCGUGCCGCCCCAGCUCAUGUUCGUCCACCAGGGCCUCCGCGACCCCAAGGAGGUCAAGUACCACCCCCAGAUCCCGGGCCUCUGCAUGACGACGGCGCUCGACGGCUUCAACGUCUUCAUCCCGAAUCUCUGAGAGGCCCCCCCCUCGCCUAAGUCGAGUCAUCCGG
Molecule: messenger RNA, 3041 nt
Organism: Aureococcus anophagefferens
Lineage: Eukaryota; Pelagophyceae; Pelagomonadales; Pelagomonadaceae
Exons: 2
Coding region: 83-3007 (974 amino acids)
Molecular function (GO): nucleic acid binding; RNA helicase activity; ATP binding
Source: RefSeq, a predicted model, not a curated record